This is a messenger RNA of Fraxinus pennsylvanica, 432 nucleotides long. The record is from the annotation of a GenBank genome assembly. NCBI's taxonomy places the organism in Eukaryota, Viridiplantae, Streptophyta, Magnoliopsida, Lamiales, Oleaceae.
AUGUCUGCAUGCUGCAAAAUCCACCACAUUGUAAAACUUCGCUGGAUGCUUCGACAAUGGCGGAAGAAGGCGGCGGCGGCGGCCAUUAGCACCUGCCGGCGUAUACCAUCCGACGUGCCGGCGGGUCAUGUGGGAGUCACAGUCGGGUCUAAUAACAAAAGGUUCGUAGUCCGAGCUACAUAUCUGAACCAUCCAUUGUUCAAGAAAUUACUGGUUCAAGCAGAAGAAGAAUAUGGGUUCACCAAUACAGGCCCACUUGCCAUUCCCUGUGAAGAAUCACUCUUUGAAGAAAUCCUCCGGUACUUGGCCCGCACGGAAUCGAAUAAGUCGGCCCGCUUCAUGACAUUCGAUGAUUUUCAGAGAUAUUGUCGAGUUGGGAUUCUGAGCAACUUUGAUUUUCGGGCCGAGACAAGGCCCCUUUUGCAUGGGUGA